AUGAGAUUAAUAGUUGCUAAUAAUUAAGACAGAUUCAGAUACAUACGUGGCAGCUUAGGGUUCACCCCAACUCCUAAAAAAACCCCUCCCCUCCCCCCUUCCCCUAUCACACUGCCAACAGCACACCAAACACAACACAACACAACACAACGCACCCUUCUAAGUGUUCUAAUCUUCACAACUCUUCUUCCCUCACACAACACACACCAAUUACAUGGUCCCACCGAAUCGGAGGCCAUGAACGGCGGCGGCACCGCCACCUUCCGAUCCAUCCUCGACAAACCCCUCAACCAGCUCACCGAGGAUGACAUUUCCCAACUCACCCGCGAAGACUGUCGUAGAUUCCUCAAAGAAAAAGGGAUGCGCAGGCCUUCCUGGAACAAAUCGCAGGCGAUCCAGCAGGUCAUUUCCCUCAAAGCUCUGCUCGAACCUGCCGACGACGAUUCCCCUGCAACCGCCACCGCCACGCACCACCACGACCAUGCCUCUCAGGGGAAUUUGAAUGAAGCUCCGGCGGCGAAAGUCCUGGCUGCUGAAGAGCCCGGUAUUCAUGUCGCGGAGGAGCUUCAGAAAUCUGGGUCGUCUGGGGAAAAACCUACGGAAACGAAUGAUACCAACGUUGUUAGCCCCAGAGGGUGUGCAACUAGCGGGUCAGGUGGGCAAAUGACAAUUUUCUACUGUGGUAAGGUGAAUGUCUAUGACGGAGUCUCACCUGAAAAGGCACGAACAAUCAUGCAGCUUGCAGCGAGUCCAGUCCAAUUUCCUCAGGAUGAUCCUUUAAGUAAAAAUGGAGCUGUUUGGACUUCUUUUUGCCACUUACCAACGGAUAAUGUCCUCAUCCCUAGUGAUACAACAAUCCUUCAGGUUGCUCAAGCAGAUAAGAUGGUGGAAUAUCCUCUGCAGUACAGGGAGAAAGGGAGCAAAGCUCGCGAUGCAGAUGUAGAGGGUCAGGCAAGCAGAAAAGUGUCAUUGCAGCGAUAUCGUGAAAAGAAAAAAGACAGGGGACGAUUGAAGGGCAGGAAAUUGACUGGGAUAAAUUCAUCUAACUUAGAGAUGUAUUUGAAUCUUCCAGUGAAGGUCAAUGCCUUGAAUGGGAAUUCAAGCCGUAGUAGCACUAGCUCUCCACCACAGCCUAGACUUCCUCUAGUUUCAAGUGGCUCAGCUGACAACCAGUUAAAAGUUUCCCUUCCCAUUGAUCUCAAUGACAAAGAUGUUCAAGAAUGCUAAAACUUGGAGAGUAGUAGAUUAUGCAGAUUUGGGACUCGGAUGAUUGAAGAGAUAUGAUCACGGUAUAACUGAAGAGAAGAGACCAUAGCCUCGAGGAGCCUAUUGCAAGAAUUGGGCUGCUUUUUAGACUGGUCAAUUUUAGUAAACUUUCACUGCCGGGCAAAUUUCUUCUGUUUAGGAUAGUCGAGUGUCCCUCUUACCUGAUCAAUUUUGUAAUAUCAUCUAUGUAAUUACAUCCUUCGGGAAUUUCUUGUUACUGAAGUUAAGGUUUUCUGAGUUAAAAUGUAGAGCCAGGAGCAGCCAUUUUCCCUGGAAUUAUAUGAUAUGUAAAUUCAUUGUGCUGCCUCUUGUUAAAUGU
Messenger RNA from Gastrolobium bilobum, 1585 nucleotides. Its product is annotated as protein TIFY 4B-like. Gene Ontology annotation, biological process: regulation of jasmonic acid mediated signaling pathway; regulation of defense response; response to wounding. Bases 238 to 1227 code for a protein of 329 amino acids. The transcript has 9 exons. NCBI's taxonomy places the organism in Eukaryota, Viridiplantae, Streptophyta, Magnoliopsida, Fabales, Fabaceae. The record is from RefSeq and is a predicted model, not a curated record. Gene Ontology annotation, cellular component: nucleus.